AUGUCGCGCCUCUUCGACGGCCUGGAGCUUCCAGCUUCAGCAGACUUUCAUGUUCAUCUCCGACAGGGGACGAUGAUGGAGACCGUCACGCCCACAAUCGCAUCAGGUGGUGUCGACACAGUCUAUGUCAUGCCAAAUCUCAUUCCACCUAUCGACACCGUCGACAAAGCCUUGACCUACAAGCAAAAACUUCAGUCUCUCGCUCCAGACGUGUAUUUCCUCAUGUCUCUCUACCUCUGCAACGCCAUCACCCCAGACGUGAUCCGCGAAGCCGCCCGUGCCGGCAUCCGCGGCGUCAAAUCCUACCCCGCCGGCGUGACCACCAACUCGGCCUCCGGCGUCGUCGACUACGAGUCCUUCUACCCCGUCUUCGCCGCCAUGGAAGAGCACGGCCUCAUCCUCAACCUGCACGGCGAAUCGCCGCCCGCGCCCGACAUCACGGUCCUCAACGCCGAAGAGACCUUCCUGCCCACCCUCACGGAUCUCCAUAGGCGGUUCCCAAAGCUGCAGAUCAUCCUCGAGCACUGCACGACGGCAAAGGCAGUCGAAGCCGUCAAGGCCUGUGGGGCGAACGUGGCCGGCACCAUCACCGCGCACCACCUGAGCCUGAUCGUGGACGACUGGGCCGGCGAUCCGAUCAACUUCUGCAAGCCGGUGGCGAAGCUGCCGGCCGACCGCGUGGCGCUGCUCAGGGCGGCCGUGAGCCGGUCGCCCAAGUUCUUCCUCGGUACGGACAGUGCGCCGCAUCCGUUGAGGAGCAAGAAGGGCGGCGUGGGUAAUGAAUGCGGGAAGUGCGCGGCCGGGGUGUUUACGCAGCCAUAUGCGACGCAGAUUGUGUUGGAGGCCUUGGAUGAGGCGGUGGCGAAGGGACUGUUGUCAAAAGACGAUGUGGGAGAGGAGGUGCUAAGAGGGUUCUUGGGUGAGGCGGGGAGGAAGUUUUAUGGAGUCGAGGCGAGUAAGAGGAAGAUCAAGGUCACGGCUGGAAAGGAGACAGUGGUGGAGCGCUUGAGCUUGAAUGAAGCGGGAAAGGAGGUUGAUGUGGUGGUGCCGUUCCGACGGGGUACGUCGGUAUACUCAUUGGCUUGGUUGUGA
Molecule: messenger RNA, 1092 nt
Organism: Cyphellophora europaea CBS 101466
Lineage: Eukaryota; Fungi; Ascomycota; Eurotiomycetes; Chaetothyriales; Cyphellophoraceae
Product: dihydroorotase, homodimeric type
Exons: 2
Coding region: 1-1092 (363 amino acids)
Biological process (GO): pyrimidine nucleotide biosynthetic process; 'de novo' pyrimidine nucleobase biosynthetic process
Cellular component (GO): cytoplasm
Molecular function (GO): dihydroorotase activity
Source: RefSeq, a predicted model, not a curated record